UUCCAAAAAGUUGUGAGGAAACAAAGUCAGUGGAGGACCAAACUGUAAGUUAUACCCUCGAGGACUGGGCGACCUCCUCCGAGGACUGCCUAGUGGGAUUAAACCAGACGAUGGAUUAAAUCUACCACACAAAACAGGCAACGGCGGCAUUUAAAUUCAGAACGUAAAUAACCUGGAAUGGAUAAAUAAGGUAUUUUUACGUCCGACACCCGAAGGAUUCUGCCAACCCGUCCGCUCGACGGAUUUUGUCCUGUUUCUGUCUACCAAAUUCCACUCGUGGGGUAAUUAUUGCUUGACACGAGACUGCAGGAGAAAAUAUAUACUCAGGCUUUCGCUGACAACAGCUGAAGCCAGAGUUGUAUUAAAAUAAAUGAAUAACUCAUAAACGUAUUAUGUUUUGACGAUCGUUUAGUUGUUGCCUAGCAACAAAAACGUUAAAACAAUUACGGUGUCACAGAACUUACAAGUGAAGGCCAUUAGAGGCAAAGAAAUUUAUUAUUUGCGAUAAAGAGAAAGGGAGGAAGAGGAGAGGAACAGAAAUAGAGAGUGGGAAAGAGAACAAACCAAGAUGAAACCAAUUGUUGAACUUGCCAAGAUAAGUCACUUUUCACGCUAUGAAACAAAUCACCUUAUUAAGAUGUACCAACACUACACAGACAAAAAACUAGACAGGAUCAGGUUCCGGGAUAUUCUGUUGUAUAUAUUUGGAAUGACUAACGACAUUUUAAUGGAUCGAGUUUUCAGGGCAUUUGAUAAAGAUAAUGACAGCUGGAUCUGCAUUGAGGAAUGGAUAGGUGGAUUGUCUGUUUUUCUCAGAGGAAAUAAUGAAGAGAAGAUGGCCUAUUGUUUCGAUGUGUAUGACCUCAACGGUGAUGGUUAUAUUUCCCGAGAAGAAAUGUUUCAAAUGCUGAAGAACUGUUUAAUCAAGCAACCAACAGAAGAAGAUCCCGACGAAGGAAUCAAGGACCUGGUUGAUAUGGUGCUGAAGAAAAUGGAUGUCGAUCAUGAUGCCAGACUCUCAUUCAGCGAUUACCGAACAUCUGUCAUGGCUGAACCCCUCCUUAUUGAGGCUUUUGGUCCCUGUCUCCCAACUGAAGAGCAAAAGGAGUUAUUUAUGACGACACGGGUAUGUGAGAAAAUCCCAGGCCAUGUCUGUGAAGAUUGAGAAUAUUUUACCACUGUUGAUCCGACAUAAAUGGAAUCCUAUUAUAAAUAUUAUAUAAAAUUUGGCAGCAUUUAUUCUACAAAUAUUAAUUUAUUGCUGUUA
Molecule: messenger RNA, 1267 nt
Organism: Octopus bimaculoides (California two-spot octopus)
Lineage: Eukaryota; Metazoa; Mollusca; Cephalopoda; Octopoda; Octopodidae
Product: calaxin
Molecular function (GO): calcium ion binding
Source: RefSeq, a predicted model, not a curated record